Molecule: messenger RNA, 573 nt
Organism: Habropoda laboriosa
Lineage: Eukaryota; Metazoa; Arthropoda; Insecta; Hymenoptera; Apidae
Product: probable salivary secreted peptide
Exons: 1
Coding region: 96-491 (131 amino acids)
Source: RefSeq, a predicted model, not a curated record
GCAGGUUGGAGUCAAAUCUCUUUCUGCAGUAUCGAAGUGAUACAAGUGCUAUUGCAAAAGUAACACAGUGCGUGCAUUUGAACGAAGUAACAAACAUGUCGGCACAGAAGUUGAUGAUGUUCCUGGUGGUUGUCGCCGCUGCUGUGCUUUCCACGCAGGUCAGCUCAAUUCCGCAAGGUGGAAAAUACGCCGCCAACAUUUCCCACAACUUGAUCGUUGGGUACAGAUUACCCGGUGACAGGCUUGUGCUGUCGCAAAACAUCGUGAAGAAAUCCGUCUGGAUGCAAAUUGUCACCGAGGAGAGGACUUUCAACGUGUCCAAGUGGGAACGUAUCACUUUGGUCCGCGCUCUUGACCAGAAAACCAACGGAAACGGUGCGUACGCCAGCAUCACGAACGGUGGCCCAGGAUCCAACAACGUCACCAUCCGCCUCAAGAGCCAGAGAGGACACGGAAUCAACUUCAACGUAGAGUUGUACGCCCGAUACUAAACUGUCAAGCUGACAACGAAUUGAGGAAUUUCCCUGGGAACAACUUGCAAGUCGAUCGCAUAUUUCUCUUUGUAAAACAAAA